Athene cunicularia (burrowing owl) is the source of this 1262-nucleotide messenger RNA. RefSeq names its product carbonic anhydrase 15-like. The transcript is spliced from 9 exons. Gene Ontology annotation, cellular component: plasma membrane. The coding region runs from base 1 to 1002 and encodes 333 amino acids. The record is from RefSeq and is a predicted model, not a curated record. NCBI's taxonomy places the organism in Eukaryota, Metazoa, Chordata, Aves, Strigiformes, Strigidae. Gene Ontology annotation, molecular function: carbonate dehydratase activity; zinc ion binding.
AUGGACAUGGUCUCUCCCUACGAGGACAGCACAGAGCUGCAGGAUCGGCUGCGAGCUCACCACCACCACCACCGUGGCAGCAAGAGACUGGCAACGGCCGGGGGAGGGCAGUGGUGUUACGACUCACAGGACCCCAAAUGCGGCCCCAGCCACUGGAAGGAGCUGAAAGCCACGUGUGGUGGCGACAAACAGUCCCCUGUGAAUAUCGACAGGCGCCAGCUGCAGCGGGACAGUGGCCUCGGAGACAUCGUUUUCCAGGGCUAUGAUCAGGCCCCACCUGGCACGUGGAGGCUGGCAAAUGAUGGGCACACAGUGAUGCUGAGCCUGGCAAGCGAGUCAGCCUCUGAGCACAUCACCAUCAGUGGCGGGGGCCUCCCCGGCAGGUACCGCGCGCUGCAGCUCCACUUCCACUGGGGCAGCCCAGUCAGGAACGGCUCUGAGCACACCCUCGAUGGGCACCAGCUCCCCAUGGAGCUGCACAUCGUCCACAUCAAUGUCAAGUAUCGGACGCUGGCAGAGGCUAAGGGGCAUCCCAACGGGCUGGCUGUCCUCGGCUUCUUCUUCCAGGUCUCUGAAACCCCAAACACCAACUACAACACCAUCGUGGCAGGACUGAGGAAUGUCUCCCACACUGGGGAUGCUGUGGAUUUGGCUUCCACCUUCCGCCUGAGCACCCUGCUGCCACGCACCAGCCGGCUCUCUGGGUACUACCGCUACCAGGGCUCCCUCACCACCCCCGACUGCAGCGAGGUCGUCGUCUGGACUGUCUUUGAGGAGCCGGUGGAGAUCGGCCGGGAGCAGCUGCAGGCGUUCGUCAGCACCCUCCACUUCCCUGCCGCCGUGACUAACAACUUCCGCCCGCCGCAGCCCCUCCGCAGCCGGAAGGUCUUCGCCUCCAGGGCGGCCACGGCCAGCGGCGGGUCCCCGUGCAGGGACCGCUGCCAGCUCCUCUCCCCCCUGCUCCUGCUAGCCCUGCUUGGCCCCUUCUCACCAACCCUGUAGAGUCUGGCCCAGCCUUUCACCAGUCUCCACACAAGCAUCGCCCUGCUGCAAUGGUGAUGGGAAAGCAACACAUCUGGUUCGUGGGUAAAUGGGAAAAAAACAACCCAAAAAAAUGCACGUCGAGACCUCAGCUGGGUGAAGAUUUUGCAUACCUGGAUCUCUGCAGAGGUGAAUCUCUGUAAGCCCGGAGCCUCCCCUGCGAAGCCCCUGUAGCCAGGUGGUGGGGGCCACCAGGAGGGGAUGCUGGAGGGACUGGAAUA